Messenger RNA from Plectropomus leopardus (leopard coralgrouper), 1885 nucleotides. RefSeq names its product 14-3-3 protein beta/alpha-B-like. The record is from RefSeq and is a predicted model, not a curated record. Lineage: Eukaryota; Metazoa; Chordata; Actinopteri; Perciformes; Serranidae.
CUGGUGUGAUUGGAGGGAAACCCCGUGGACUGCAUUCACGCAGACGGGCUGAGAGAAUCAGCUGUAGCUUGGCACGCCGAAAUCACUGCUAUCUGCCAGUAUUCAGUGAGCAGUCAUGUGCGAGGCACCCCAGAAGGAACUGGUUCAAAAGGCCAAGCUGGCCGAGCAGGCUGAGCGCUAUGACGACAUGGCUGCGGCGAUGAAGCACGUGACGGAGAGUUGCCCAGAGCUGACAAACGAGGAGCGCAACCUGCUGUCAGUGGCCUACAAGAACGUGGUGGGUGCCCGCCGCUCCUCAUGGCGCGUGAUCUCCAGCAUUGAGCAGAAGACGGAGGGCAGCGAAUGCAAGAAGGCCAUGGCCAAAGAGUACCGGGAAAAGAUCGAGAAAGAGCUGAGAGACAUCUGCAAGGACGUGCUGGGUCUCUUGGACAAAUAUCUCAUUCCCAAAGCCUCCUCAGCAGAAAGCAAAGUCUUCUAUUUGAAAAUGAAAGGAGAUUACUAUCGCUACUUAGCUGAGGUGGCUUGUGGAGAGGAUAAGACAAAUAUCAUUGAAAGUUCAAGGGACGCUUACCAAUCGGCCUUUGAUAUCAGCAAAGAAGAAAUGCAGUCCACGCACCCAAUCCGCCUUGGUCUUGCCCUCAAUUUCUCUGUUUUCUUCUAUGAGAUCCUCAACUCACCUGAACAGGCCUGCCAGCUGGCAAAAAGUGCUUUCGAUGAUGCCAUUGCUGAGCUCGAUUCACUGAGUGAAGAUUCGUACAAAGACAGUACACUAAUCAUGCAGCUACUGAGAGACAACUUGACACUGUGGACCUCCGAUAACCAGGUUGAGGGAGAUGAACAAGAUGAGACCAGAGAAUGAGCCAGACCCCCGUAGUCGUCCCUGUCUACCUGCCAUCAUCCUGGCUCAUCUUCAUCACCAUCAUCAACACUGAGACCACCUCAUCAUCAUCAUUGUCGUCCAAUUCUCUCCAUCUUUUUUCUAUUUAGUUCUCUCAGUUCAUCUCAUUCCUAUCGGUUUACUAUUUCUCCUUUUUGUAGUAACUGUGGGAGAAAGGGAUGGGGAGGGAGGGAAAGUUUUAAAUUGCGUGGUGGGAGUGUCCAUGUGGAAGGGUAAAGUGUAUUUGGGGUUGGUUGCUUGUCUGCUGACCUUUUUUUGUGUGUGGGAGCAAUACUCCUGAAACAUGCAGCAGGUUGAGUUUUUAGAGUCAGAAAACAGCUUUACUGUGUGCGUAUCCUAUUCAUAUUAACCAUCCUUGAUUAACACCGUUCUGAUGAUACCUUUGUGGUUUCUCAAAAUGCAUAGUUGGCUCCACACAUGUUAGAAGACAGCAGCUGUUAAGUCUACUUGGCAAAAGGAAUGACAGCAGAGGUAAAGGCAGUGGAUGUGUGAUGGAAAGUGCUGGAGACAGAAGACAAGGUUUUGUUGGAACACAACGGUUACAUUCCAUUUACUGUCAGUUGCUCAACUUUCUACUCUUUAUUAUUAUUUUUUUUUGAUUUUGGUGACCUGCUUUUGUAUUUCUAUGUAUCAAUUACGAGGUAUAGAAAACUUUGAAGAACAAAAGAGCACACAAGCUUGGUAUUGUUGAUGUUUUUAUGAGCACAGCAAAAAAAAAAAAAAGAUCCACAUGCUUAUCUAGUUACUGCUUUUUCAAAUUAAGAUUUUUAUUUGAUUUGACUUUUAUUCUCCUUUUGUUUUCUUUCAAUACUUGCCUAAACUGCAUGUUGGUAAGAAGUAGUUUGUGGAGAUGUAAGGAUGGUUGUUGUCGGGCGGGCUAGGUUUGUUCAUGUCUUUGGAAUUUUCAUACAGAACACCCAAGCAUAACUUGUUAUUUGGGGAAAAUGUGUAAUUUCAUGUAAGUGGAAUAAAAAAAUAAUAAUUUAA